AGCGCUCGUUGCAUGCCAUAUCACCUCCCUAUGCAUACAAAACCGGCGUGGCAUACACACACUCUCAUUCAGAGACUCUUGUAGACAUUCAGGAAGGAAUUACCUUUCCAGACAAAUACACAAACACGUAGCUUUUGUCCAGCCACCAAUUCGGAUGACUGGAACUCCAUCUGAGAAAGGGGAACACCUGCAAGGAAGUGAGGUGGCGAGAAAUUCUACACAUUCACAAUUAAAACAGAUACAUGCCUGCUUCGCUGGAGUUUCAGGACUGCCAGCGUUACUGAUUGGACCUGUGUGUUUGUGGAUGCGCAUGUGAGAGGAACUCUAUCUUCCCUUGAGUUGGCCCAAUGUCAAACCAAGACUGUCUUUCCCCCAUUGGCCUUGACUGCUGCAGCUGCUGCUUGGAUCUGGCCAAUGGAAGUGAACCAGAACCAGGACGAUCUGGACUCCCCAGCCUGGGAAGCCCGAACUCCAUCAAUAACUUCAGACAACUCCGGGACCAGCUGAUGUUCCAGAACCUGAACACAGACAAGUUGAACACCAUCAUGAGACAGGACUCGCUGGAGUCGGUGGUCCGUGACCCCUGCUACCUGCUUAACGAGGGCAUCUGCAACAGCAACAUUGACCAGACCAUGCUGUCAAUUCUGCUCUUCUUCCACAGUGCCUCUGGUGCUAGCGUUGUGGCGAUAGACAACAAGAUCGAGCAAGCCAUGGAUCUUGUAAAGAACCACCUGAUGUAUGCAGUCAGGGAGGAAGUGGAGAUCUUAAAAGAGCAGAUCAAGGAGCUGGCUGAAAAGAACAACCAGCUGGAGCGCGAGAACAGCCUGCUAAAGAACUUGGCGAGCCCGGAGCAGCUGGAGAAGUUCCAGUCACGUCUUCCGUCAGAAACCCUUCUUCCGCAGGGGAUGGAGACAUCCGAGCAUCGCGGGCAGUACAAAGGCUCGGCUGUAUAAGUGGCUCUGCAUUGGGGCGGGCAGAGUCACAGCUCCCACCUGAAAUGGACCUCACAAGUUGUCGUCGUUGUUGAUGUGCAGCUUCCACAUGAAGCUUGCUGUACAGACGGGGAAAAAAACCUGACCCAAAUGAAAGCCUCCGACGUUUCCAGUGGCCUUUGCCUUUUCUGUAAUAUCCGACAAUCUCUUCGGACUGCUGCAGAAAAAGAGAGAGUGAUGUAGGUUACAGUAUGACCAGACCACCGGCCGCGUGGAGGGGGAUCCCGGCCUAGCGUUUCUCUCGCUGCCUCUUGAGGACGAGAGAGGCUUAUCUGACAGUGCUGGUCCCAAACAAAGCACCAAGGGAAUGUUCCCUUAGAGACUUGCUUUUCCGAGUCACAAGAGCCCCAUGUGGAGUUUUCAACGCUACAAGCUACCUGGGAUUGCACAUAGUCAAGUCUGUUGACUGUGCUUAGACUAAUCAGCUCACGUUAGUGGUCUCAGAUGCACACAUCCACAAGAGCUUAUGUGGUUGAGCUGGACCUCAUGGUUCAUGUUGUUACAUACAUUUGGUGAUUUUGGAUCACAUGCUUAGUAAGAAUCUUCUGUAUUCUUUGCCGAUGGGGCUUGCUGCUUGUAAGGGAUGUUCUGCUUUGGUUUUUCUUUUGAAACUGAACAAAAUCAACUCCUGUAAACUGUUGAUUCCUUUGUGGGGGUAGUGAUGUGUAUAAAUUUGCUUAGUUCUGUAAAUUAGCACAUGAUGUAAAGAGAGGAGAUGAAAUGAUGGAGUGGAGCAGUAUCUGCUCUUUGUUUUGCAUGUGCACUCCUGAUAUUGCCAACUUGCUCACUGGCAGGACUUGUUUGUAACUGCAUGUUGUCUGAAGAAGGCAACAUGAUCCUGAGCUAACAUUUCUAACUACCAAAGUCUCACUUCAUUUUCAUGUCACUCAUGACCAUGUAUGUGUGGCGAAGGUUUCUUAUUUUAUUUUUAUUUGAGUUUUUUUGUCUUCGUCUAUUUUUUUUAAAAACAUGAGUGCUGUUGCUUCAACUGUGUCCAUUAAACAAUGUUCUCAACAAUGUAUGGAUGCAAAAUGCACAAAGCAAUAAACCUUAUGUUUACACUAAA
Clarias gariepinus (North African catfish) is the source of this 2058-nucleotide messenger RNA. RefSeq names its product TSC22 domain family, member 3 (gene tsc22d3). The record is from RefSeq and is a predicted model, not a curated record. Gene Ontology annotation, biological process: regulation of transcription by RNA polymerase II. Lineage: Eukaryota; Metazoa; Chordata; Actinopteri; Siluriformes; Clariidae. Bases 348 to 953 code for a protein of 201 amino acids. The transcript is spliced from 3 exons.